CGAGAGCAGACAUGACAGCAGUGGGAGAGCUGGUGCUGGUGCUGGGCUUACUGGUGAGCGCUCACUGUGAGGUGAGGGCACGAGACCCUGAAGUGGAGGAGGAGGAGGAGGAGCUGGGAGGAAGAGCAGCAACAGGAGGAGGAGGAGGAGGAGGAGGAGUAGCGUUCCCUCCUCACCUCGAGAGGCUUUAUCCUGGGGCGACAGAGACCCCCCCUCUGGGAGAGAGAGGGAACUACCCAGCCCGAACUGGGAACUGGUGUGCGUUCGUGCAGAAGCGUGCAGUUACUGUUGCCGUGGCGUGUGGAACUGAGAAGUACACCAUCAAGUCUCAGAGUCCCUGUCCGAGUGGGACGCCCGACUGUCAGCUGGUCAUGUACAAGUUGUCCACCCGGCCAAUCUACAGGCAGAAGCAGCAGAUCUUCACCGCUCUGCUGUGGCGCUGCUGUCCGGGACACGGAGGACAUAACUGUGAGGAAGCAGCCUCUGACGCACAGCUGGAUUCUGGAAGCUCGGCUCUGAUUGGAGGAUCUGAAACAGCAAGGGCCGAGCUCCGCACUCAAGGUCUCCAGCACGUUGACCCGAACCGCGAACAGAACGACUACCAGGACUCCAACUACCAGGAGUCCAACAGUGAGAUGUAUGACACCGGCUACCCAGACAACACCACGAACCCCGACCAGGACCAAGGCGAGCAGGAUGGCAACAAUCCUGAUGAUUUGGAUGCCACUGAUGUCUCGUACCAAGAAGCCACCGCCACCCUCCCCGUUCCCCACAUGAUGGCCCUGGUCAUGUCCCAGCUACAGCCGGUCCUGGAGGGCUUCAACCGCUCGCUGGACCACCUGAGCCGGCAGGUAGGGGAACUUGCCCGUGACGUGGCCCAGCUUAAGAGCAGCCAGCUGGAGGCAGAGCUGCAGGCAGGGCCCCAGGACGGCCCCGAACUCAACGAGGCAGUGGAGGAGCGCUUGGAUGCCAAACUGAAUGACGUGUUUCAGAACAUCAGGGAGGUCCAGAGACAGAUGGAGAGCCAGCGGACGGACAUGGAGAAUAGGCUGCACUACCAGCAUGUAAUGCUGCACUACAACCUCACCAGCUUUAAGACAGACAUUGACAUGAAGCUGAAACGCAACCAGAAGAUGCUGCAGGUCAGCCUUCAAGCCAUGAACACCACAUUGGCUGAACUGAAGCUGGACCAGGAUCAGCUCAUUGAGGAUGAGCUGGAGGAUCACCUGGCUACCCCCUCUCCGCCUCUCCCCCACCCACUGCAGCCCUCAGACAACUCAGCGCUCUGGGAGGCCAUCAAACGCCUGGACAACAUGGUGGUUAACAACACAGUGAAGGUGGACGGCCUGAUGGAGGACAUGGAGGUGACCUCGGGGAACGUUUAUCAGCUGAGGUGGGACUUGAAGGGGCUGGCAAAGCAGAUCAACCAGACGGCUCGGACCAGUCAGAUCCAGUUCAUGGAGACGGGGCUGGAGGUGGAGGCGGCCAGAGAGACGGUGUUGCAGCGGGUGGACGAACUGGCAGGGAACCUCAGCCGGCAGGCCACCGAUCUGCAAGACAUGGGGACGGACGUGGACUACCUGUACGAUGUCAUCUACAAGCACAACUCGUCUGGAGACUGCAAUUGCAAGGGGCUGAAAGCCACAGUGGCGAGACUAGAGAGGGGCGUGGCCAAUGUCACAGAGCUGGCCAAUGAGAACCGAUUAGCCCUGGAGGAGAACAGCGAGGGAGUAGCCGGGGAUGGGGCCAGCGACUGGGAGCCAUUGGUGGGGGUGCUCCAACAUGGCCUUCAGGAGGUGAAGGAGUAUCAAGCCUCAGAACAAACCAGGACCAGGACUCUGGAAGACAGCUUGGCCCAGCUAAGCAGCUUGGUGAAGGUCAGUAGGGCUGAAGUCUACGGCCUGAAGGAGGCUGAUCAAAAGCAGGUGGAGAAGAUGGAACACCUGUCCAGCUUCUUUAACUCGCUACUGAAAGACGUCAUCAGACACAGCAACGUUCUGGAGCUGCUGCUCGGGGAGGAGGUGCUAGAGUUCUUGGAUUGGCAAGUCCAGGACCAGGAGGGCCACUCCAUCCCGGCCCUGAAGGAGCAACUGAGGCAACACGACCUGAGUAUCACCACGCUGCUGGGCGACAGGCCAGGAGGCAGAGAGGAGGUACCGUCUGCUGACCAGCCCUCAUCCUCCCACCUACUCCAUGAUGACUGGCUCCCUGGUAGCAUGAAAAGAAACAGCGGAGGAGUUCCAGCCAGGGAGCGCCAGAUCCUCCACCAGACCGAGGGGAGGCGUCUGGAACACAAAGGAGACGGCAGCGAUCUGUGGAACCUGGAGAAAACAGUGGAGGAGCUGGGGCUGAAGGUGCUCCGGUUGGAGGAGAAAGCCUGUAACACUUCUACUGCCAGAGAGGCGCCACCCAGUGAUGUGGAGGCCAAGCUGCAGAAGGAGGUGAUGUGGCUGAAGAGAGGGCUGGAGGAACAUCUGAGGGUGUUCAAGAACGUCUUCAGUAACGCUGAUGUGCUGGCGGGAUCUGACGCCACGCUGGAGCUAGAUAAACUGUGGCAGCUGGUGAAGAACAAAGAAGGGAAGAAGGAGAAGAAGAGAGGAGGAGGAGGAGGAGGAGGAGGGAGGGAGGGAUCGGGAAGAGGAGGAAACCAUCGAAGCAGGAGAGAUUCAGGAGUCCUUCCUGUCCCGUCCGGCCUAUCAGAAGAGUCUCUGCUGCUCGUGGCUCGAUCUCCUCUGAGUGUCUCAAACGGCGCCAUCGUGUUAGCAGCAUCUCUGAACCGGGGUCAGUUUUACUCUGACACCGGCACCUUCACGGCUCCGGUGAACGGGGUUUACCUGUUUGUCCUCACCUUAAACCUGAGGCCAGGUCCCGCCCAUGUGGCCCUAAGGAGGGGGUCAGGUGGGACUCUGGUGUCUCUAUACCAACAGAAGGUGACAAAGGCGGGGUCGGUCACCAGCGUGGGCCUCCUGCCACUGAGCGAGGGGGAGGAAGUGAGACUGGAACUGAAGGGAGGAGCGCGGGCGGAGUCAGAGAACAAUGUGUUCACCGUACUGCUGCUCCACCGGACCACCUGAGGGUGCUGUGGACCAAUCAGCUGACAGCUGGAGGAAAGACACUGAUCAGAGACAUUGGGAGGGGCGGAGUCACUGAAGCCACAGAGUCAGAAUUUGUUGUAAAACACAUUUGAAAAGAGAUUUUAAUGUUUGCUGAAUUCAAGUUGGUGGAGGCUUUAUCCCAAAGCACCUUACAGAAUCCAAAUCAGGGAAUCAAACCAUCAACCCUUAAACCACCAGUCAGUUCUGAUAAAUCUGUCCAUUGCAUGUUACAGUUUGAGCUCAACAAAUAUCUAAAAUCUGGAUACCAACUAGAAGCCUGAAGGAAAUUUCAAAAACAGGCAAACCAAGAGAACUGAUUGAAAACAGUUACCGGCAUCCUGCCGUCCAACGAGGCCAAAUGUUCAAAUAGUUUCUCUUUACUCGCCCUCAAUACUGCAACAUCGGCCCCAGCCUGCUAGCCACAUUACACCUGUGCAACAUGUGAACCGACAGAAUAAACAACAAACAACAGACAGCGCCAAACUUUCAGCUUCCAGGGUUUGGUCGCAGACAGCCGGUAUCGAUACAUCCUGGAGCUCGAACCGUUACUGGCGUUCGUCCUGUUACAAACUGCUUCUCCAUAGUAAAAUGCACACUCCAGUUUUUCCGUUGUUGUGAGAACAUUUUCCUAACGGCAGAGCACAUUUUUCUUCUUCUAGACAAAUAAAGUUAAUCCUCUGGUCGUCACUCUGUGCUUUGCUCGUACCUUCCACAUCUUUGUAUUAUCUGAGUUGCAUUAGCGAGAACACAACAAUCGGGGACAGUGAGGUGGGAUCACUAGAUUUCCAGACCAGACAGACAGAUGUUUUUAAAAGUGUUCAGCUCUCAGUAGUUUUGUAGCUUCUAAAUGAAACUCUGUGGUUUGAAGUUAAGUUUCUCUCUUUCAGAUAUCUGCUUUAUUUGUUUCUGGUUUGCUUUCAGCUGUGUCUUUAAGUUACUGCUGAUGAAAACCCAACAUUUUCUGAUUUUGCUGUUUUAUAAUAAAACAGUUUUAAAUGACAAAAUAUCCGAGUCUACGUACCCACAUACCACUGGAUGGUGGCCGUGUUUAUUUGUGUUUUAGAACGUAACCACCAUGAAACAGUUAGACAAUAAAAUUGGAUUUAUUUCAUUAAUUCACUGCUUUGCUCUCGCUAACGCCGCUCCCUCUAUUGAUUCAAUCAAUCUCUCGACCUUUGAGAGACACACCUUCAAGCGGGUAGCCCUGUUUUAUAAUGGAGAUGCAAAUCCAUGGCGUGUUGGUGCGGUGUUUCACUGGGAUGUCAGAGAAAGUGCAGAAAAAGCUGAAUACAAACAAGGCGUGUCAGUCAGUGCAGGAGCAGUGUUUUCUGUGGAAGACAGUAGGCUAGCCUACAUCUCUUUGGAGUGGAGCCCUGGGUGCAGCGACUGUGCCCCCGAAAAAUAGUGUCUGAGAGGAACUUGUUGUGGUGGAACAUUUGCAGGUGCAGAGGCAAACCCUGGAAUUUAAAUGGCUAUGUUUAUUAUUUUAUUAUGUUUGUACCGUGAGCAGGUUAGGGUAACAGCCUAACAUCUAGGCUGCUAGAUUAUUGUUCUUAUCUCACAUAGUGACAGGCACAUUAACAUGGAGAUAGCGGAAGGGGAGCCGACUGAAAUAGUCGGCCAAUGGCAGGUCGAUAAUCCCAGAUCUGGGUUUUCAGUCACUGACUGUUGUAUCCAGUUGUAGCAUGUAACUCCCCCUAAAACCACAAACGUAGUGUUUUACAUUCCUGUUGGUGACCAGAUCAAACAAACUAGAAAGGAGAUACAUGUUAGUUAGUGACCUUUAACUUUAGACAAAGACAGGCUAGCUGUUUCCCCCUGCUUCCACUCUUUAUGCUAAGCUAAGCUAAGAAUGUCCCAUCUCCUGCCCUAAAAACCCAAAAUAAUGACAUUACUGAAAAGGACCAGUGUGUAGGAUUCAGUGGCAGCUAGUGAUGAAGUUGCAGAUUGCAACCAUUUGAAUACAGCUCAGCCUUCAAAGUGUGUAGGACAAACUGAAGUGGCUGCAAAUCACACAAUAAACACAAAAGGUCCAAUCUAGUGUCAGUGUUUGGAUUGUCCGUUUUGGGCUACUGUAGAAACAUGGUGGACUCUGUAGAAGAGGAACCGCUCCCUCUAUAGAUAAGAAAACAGCUAAUUCUAAGGUAGAUAUACACUAUUGAAAACAUAUAUAUGAAUUAUAUCUGUUCAUAAGCUUUUAGCCUUUGUGAGUAUUUGAUUGAUCUGGUUGGUUUGUUCACUGUUACACUUAAAGGUCCAGUGUGUAGGAUUUAGUGGUAGUGUAGUUGCAGAUCGCAACUCCCUUUCCAAGCGAAAAACACACGAAAAAAUCUACAGCCAGAGUUUGGUUUGUCUCUUCUGGGCUCCUGUAAAAACAUGGCAGUUCAACAUGGCAGAGGACCCAUAUCUGUAGGAUGGCUAUUUCAAUGGUAAAGAAACAAUUAUUCCAAUAUUCAGGUGAUUUACACUAAUUAUUAAUGAAAACAUAUCUGUGAAUACUAAAUUCCAAAUCUGCCGGUAGAUCGUCAUAAAUGUUACAAACUGGACCUUUAACUCUGAUUGGCAGAUGUGCUGUUGACCCUGCAGUGUCACUUUACCUAAAGUCCUGUUUAAUAACCAUACAAAAGAAGAAAACAAUAUGCUGCUGUAAACCAGUUUCUAUCUGGAUGAUUUAAAAAAGUUAAACUGUAAAACUGAACUGAAAUUCAUCAUCUGUGUCUUUGAAGGGAUGUUUUUACUUUACACAAAGUACAUUUUUGUAUGUAAAGUCACCUGUGACUAAUGUUUGUAAAAUAUCAAUAUAAUUACGUAAAAACACACAGAGCAAUAUAUAUUUAUAUAAAGGAACAGCUGAGCCGUGUGUUAAUCCUGAAAAUGGUGUAAACAAAGAGAUAAAUGUGUUUAUAUAAAAGCCACUGUCACUGUAUGAUGUUACAACACUGCAAACACAGAGAAACAAAGAGAAAUGUAGAUUAAUUUGUUCCUGAUUCUUUUUAGGGGUUUGACACAUAAAAAAACGUCAUUAGUUCAAGUUUAGUAGGACCACAUUUAACCUGAUCUGUGUCCCUGAAAUUUGGUUAGCUGAAAAACGGGAAACAAAAUGUUCAAGUAACUGUUCUAUAUGGUAGUUUUCAUUGUUGGUGGCGGAGUCCACCAUUCCCGUUAGUUUUGGUCUGAGUCGUGGUGGGUGCCGCUCAUUAUUGUUAUCAGACUCCAAUUACAAGCGAACGCUAGCUGUUGUACACUGCUGACACUUGUGGCUCUUCCUGAGGGUUCUUAAGGUUUUCUGUCCUGUUAGACUCGAGGAUCUGAGUACUUCAUUGAUCCCUGUCUGAAGGAUUACAGAUGUUCAUUGGACACAAAUUCAGAUCAGCCUCCUCGCCUGAUUCCUUGUCACCGUUAUCAGUUCAAGUCUGCGAGGGGAUAAAACAAUGAGACUGCGGACAUUUAUAGAAUUACUAAUAUGCGUUCGUGUCACUUCUGACCCAUUCUUAAACUGUUGACAUUUUUAACUGAUGCAGGUUCAAAUGUAAAUAAAAUAAAUAUAAAUAAAUGAUCUGAGCAUAAACACAAUCUCACCUCAAAGUCCAGUUCAGUAGCUGUUCUGGAGCUUUUGAUCAUAUGACAUGAUCUUCAUCAGCAGAUAGAGGUUCAAAGCUCAUUCUUUUGCAUGACUGAUAUUGGAUUUUGGAGGCCAAUAACAAUAUUUAAGAUUUUUUGGGUUUAUAAUAAACAAACAACAUUUAUAUAGGUAUCACUUCAAGGUAGAUCUGUACUGAACACUUUAGCAUGUAAAAAUCAAUUUGUCAGCGCCCUCCGGUGGACACACAUAAUAAUCCCAGACAUUGACACUUCUCUGCUCACAUUUAGAGACUACAGUAAAAUGAAAGACACACUGAACUUUUCCUUUAAACAUUUUAAUCAUCAUCUCUGUUAAGUCUACUGUGUAGAAAAAUAAGCAUCAAAAAUAUACCAAAAUCAACAAAAUAAAAUCUGGCGAAGCAAAAAGCCAAAAAACUACUUUGACAUGAUGAAAAAAUAACUUCUCUUCAUUUGAAUCAUUGACACUUUGUGUUAUUCUGAACUCAGGCCUGGUCUGAACGGACAAACCUAAGCCUUAAAUGAAAUUCUGAUUUUAUUCUGAAAAGAACAGAUGAGUUUUGGUUUUUGAGGCCUCAGUUUGAGCGACAUCAAAGCUAAAUCCAGAUGAAAUGAUCAAUUCCUAUUUAGCUCUUUAGUACUUAAGUGAAAAAUUGGUUAUUGUAAUGAUCAAUAUCUUGAAAGGAUUUAAAAUAAAUGUUUGACUUCA
Messenger RNA from Dicentrarchus labrax (European seabass), 7404 nucleotides. It is a transcript of the gene mmrn2a, whose product is annotated as multimerin 2a. Gene Ontology annotation, molecular function: protein binding. The transcript has 11 exons. Lineage: Eukaryota; Metazoa; Chordata; Actinopteri; Moronidae. The record is from RefSeq and is a predicted model, not a curated record. Bases 12 to 3074 code for a protein of 1020 amino acids.